AUGGCGAAACAGGCUCAGUUGCCCAUGAGGCUACUAUUGUGGCUUGUCCAUGCCAGUUCAGUCUUGGCAGUCGGAGUUUCCUACUCUGCCAGGGCGAACUCUGUAGAUGCCCUGAAGGACUGUUUGCUGAAUGCUGUCGGUGGGAAUAUAGCUGAAGUAAAGUUCUCGAGCGAUGAUGGCUUUCAGUCUAGCCAUGUUCGACCUUACAAUCUCAACUUUCCAUGGGCUCCCUUUGCCAUCACCUACCCAACGGAGGCUUCCAACGUUGCCAAAAUUGUUACCUGUGCCUCCAAACAUGAUCGCAGAGUACAGGCUAGAAGUGGUGGACAUGAUUAUACAAACAAAUGUAUUGGCGCGGGAGAUGGCGCAGUAAUCAUUGAUGUGAAGAAUCUCAAUCAGGUUCAAGUUAAUUCGGCGGGCAUUGCCACGGUCGGCGCCGGAAACCGCCUAAAAGACGUUUGCGAGAAGCUCCAUGCCAAUGGAAAGAGAUUUAUGCCUCAUGGUUCUUCUCCCACCGUGGGAAUCGGAGGCCAUGCCACCGUCGGCGGUCUUGGGCUUCACAGUCGUCUCCUGGGCACUUCGAUUGAUGUUAUGACUGGCGCUGAGGUCGUUCUAGCGAAUGGAACUAUCGUGCAUGCUUCUGAGAAAGAGCACUCGGACUUGUUCUGGGCGAUUCGAGGUGCCGGUGCGAGCUUUGGCAUCGUGACUAGCUUCGACUUCCAAACUAAACCUGAACCAGAUAAUGUCGUUAACUUCUCCUAUACUAUCUCCUCCACAAGUUCGGCGAACUUGUCUGCUGCUUUCAAGGCCUACCACCGUAUCACUACCGACCGAAAUCUUGAUCGUCGAUUGUCAUCUGUCGCAGUUAUCAGUAAAGAUACACUUCUGAUUAGCGGCGUUUUCUUCGGGUCAAAGUCAGAUUAUGCAGGCGUUGACUUCGGUUCCCAGAUUCCCGGUAUUACCAACCGAACUUUGAAAACUGACUUCACCUGGAUGGGACACAUGGAUGCCACAUUCAAGAGCAUUUCAGACUUAUUUCCUGACCAGUCCUACUUCUACGCCAAGGAUACUGCCGUUACCUACUCUACCCUCCCGAGUAACUCGACCAUUGACGCCGUAUUCGAGCAUCUCCAGACUGCCAAGUCCGGCACUGACGCCUGGUUCGUCCUGGUUGAUCUGUACGGAGGCGCUGCUAACGAUGCGGCUGCCGGGGCCACGUCGUAUCCUCAUCGCGAUCUGGCCUAUUUCUUCGCCCUGUACGCGAGAAGUGGCUCCGAGACGACUAGCACCAUCCAUGACUUUGUCGAAAAGGCAGUUCUCACUUACCAGAACAGCAAGCCGGAAAACUUCUUGUCUUACGCCGGCUACACCAAUCUGCGGAUCAAGGGUAGCCCCCAGAAACAGUAUUGGGGUGCCAAUCUCUCCAGGCUGGAAGGCAUCAAGGCGGCGGUUGACCGCGAAGAUGUAUUUUCGACUCCUCAGGGAGUGAAGCCGCGUGAGUAG
Messenger RNA from Clonostachys byssicola, 1503 nucleotides. The record is from the annotation of a GenBank genome assembly. NCBI's taxonomy places the organism in Eukaryota, Fungi, Ascomycota, Sordariomycetes, Hypocreales, Bionectriaceae.